This is a messenger RNA of Drosophila arizonae, 1991 nucleotides long. It is a transcript of the gene CCT1, whose product is annotated as chaperonin containing TCP1 subunit 1. Gene Ontology annotation, biological process: protein folding. Gene Ontology annotation, molecular function: ATP binding; ATP hydrolysis activity; ATP-dependent protein folding chaperone. NCBI's taxonomy places the organism in Eukaryota, Metazoa, Arthropoda, Insecta, Diptera, Drosophilidae. The record is from RefSeq and is a predicted model, not a curated record.
ACUGUGAGUCAGGCGGUUCAGCGUGCGGCAAUUUUUCACUGAAAUCAGUAGCAGUGCUUGAUUAAUUUUUAUAAAAUUUUUAUUAAAAGUCGCACAACACAGACGAAACAUGUCGACAUUGGCAAGUCCCUUAUCCAUCGCAGGCACACGGCAGUCCGGCGCUUCUGUGCGCUCACAGAACGUUAUGGCUGCGCUGUCCAUAUCGAAUAUUGUCAAGAGCUCUCUGGGUCCAGUUGGCUUGGAUAAAAUGUUGGUCGAUGAUAUUGGCGAUGUUACAAUUACCAAUGAUGGAGCAACUAUUCUUCGUCUGCUCGAGGUGGAGCAUCCAGCAGCAAAGGUCCUGGUGGAGUUGGCUCAGCUGCAGGAUGAGGAGGUUGGCGAUGGCACCACAUCCGUUGUUAUAUUGGCUGCGGAAUUGUUGAAGAACGCGGACGAACUGGUCAAGCAGAAAAUUCAUCCCACAUCCAUUAUUUCUGGUUAUCGCAUUGCUUGCAAGGAAGCAUGCAAAUACAUUUCAGAGCACCUGACUGCUCCAGUAGACGAGCUGACCCGCGACUCCCUGAUCAACAUCGCAAAGACUUCAAUGAGCUCCAAGAUCAUUGGCGCCGACGCGGACUUCUUUUCCACCAUGGUCGUAGAUGCGGCUCAAGCAGUUAAGAUCACCGAUCCUAAGGGACAGGCAGCCUACUCAAUCAAAGCCAUCAACGUGCUGAAGGCGCAUGGAAAGUCGGCUCGCGAAUCUGUGCUGAUACCCGGAUACGCCUUGAACUGCACACUUGCUUCACAGCAAAUGCCUAAAAAAAUAGUUAACGCUAAAAUUGCCUGCUUGGACUUCUCGCUUCAAAAGACCAAGAUGAAGAUGGGCGUCCAAGUAUUGAUCAAUGACCCCGACAAGCUGGAGGCCAUUCGCGCACGUGAGCUGGACAUCACGAAGGAGCGCAUCAACAUGAUUUUGAGUACCGGUGUCAAUGUUGUCCUCUCCAGUGGCGGUGUUGAUGAUCUGUGCAUGAAGUACUUCGUCGAGGCAGGCGCUAUGGCGGUGCGUCGCGUUAAGAAGAGCGAUCUGAAGAUCAUUGCUAAGGCAACUGGAGCUGCAUUCCUUACCUCGCUGACCAACAUGGACGGCGAAGAGAGCUUCGAUGCCUCGAUGGUGGGCGAAGCGGCUGAGGUGGCCCAGGAGCGCAUCUGCGAUGACGAACUCAUUCUCAUCAAGGGCACAAAAGCACGUGCUGCUGCUUCCAUAAUCUUGCGUGGUCCCAACGACUUCUACUGUGAUGAGAUGGAGCGUUCCGUGCAUGAUGCUCUCUGUGUGGUGAAGCGUGUGUUGGAAAGCAAAAAAGUCGUUGCUGGUGGCGGCUGCGUGGAGGCGGCUUUGUCCAUCUACCUCGAGAACUUUGCUACAUCGCUGUCAUCGCGGGAGCAGCUGGCCAUAGCCGAGUUUGCCAAAUCGAUGUUGGUCAUUCCCAAGACCUUGUCUGUUAACGCAGCCAAGGAUGCCACCGAUUUGGUGGCCAAGCUGCGCUCCUACCACAACUCCAGCCAGACCAACUCCAAACAUGCCGACUUAAAGUGGACUGGCUUGGAUUUGAUUGAGGGUGUGGUGCGCGACAACAGGAAGGCAGGUGUGCUGGAGCCGGCCAUGUCUAAGAUCAAGUCCCUGAAGUUCGCCACAGAAGCAGCGAUCACCAUUUUGCGCAUUGAUGAUAUGAUCAAGCUGAAUCCCGAGGACAAGAGCGGCAAGAGCUACGGCGAUGCCUGCGCCGCUGGCGAGCUGGAUGGUUAGGCCGUUGCAUGGUCAGCUCUUCUAUUUGUUUAGGCACUUAAUAUUAUGGAACACUCACUGAAAACUUACACGCCUCCCAUUACAAUAAUUGUAACAACAAUUUAAUUGUUUUUUCUUUGUGCUAACUGCGAUUUGUAUUAACCACGCAUUCAUUUCUAAGUUCUCCCCUCAUUCACGUAAAAUGCAUAAUAAAUGAAACAUCUGAAUA